AGCAUCUAGAAGCAACAAAGGACCCCAUUCUCUGUUUCUUCCAGCAAGAAGCAGAAUAAAAAGCUGUCAAUCACUGCCUCCUCCAUCUCUGUGAAGAAACAAGCUUCUAACAGGAAUGCCCACCUUGUGCCCUGCAGACAGUGUCAGCCUGACCUCCCAUCAUGCCAGGUGGACCUAGUCUCUCUACACUCUGCCAUUUCCUUCUCCCUUGGGUCUUCCUCUUCCACAAAGCUCUUGGGGACUCAGCAUCCCACCCUGGCCCCCACUACCUUCUGACCCCCAUCCACGAGGUCAUCCACUCUCAUCGUGGAGCCACCGUCACGCUACCCUGCGUCCUGGGCGUCCCACCUCCCAGCUACAAGGUCCGUUGGAGCAAAGUAGAGCCAGGGGAGCUCCGAGAAACUCUUAUCCUCAUCACCAAUGGACUGCACGCCCGGGGUUACGGCCACCUGGGGGGACGCGCCAGGUUGCGGAAGGGGCACCGGCUAGAUGCCUCCCUGAUCAUCGCGGAUGUUCGCCUGGAGGACGAGGGCAGAUACCGCUGUGAGCUCAUUAACGGCAUCGAGGAUGAGAGCGUGGCGCUGACCCUGCGCCUGGAGGGCUGUCCGCCACCCCCAGGUGUGGUGUUCCCGUACCAGCCUAGCCGAGGCCGGUACCAGUUCAAUUACUACGAGGCGAAGCAGGCGUGCGAGGAGCAAGACGGACGCUUGGCCACCUAUGCCCAGCUGUACCAGGCAUGGACCGAGGGUCUGGACUGGUGCAACGCGGGCUGGCUGCUUGAGGGCUCGGUGCGCUACCCAGUGCUGACCGCGCGCGCUCCGUGCGGUGGCCACGGUCGGCCUGGGAUCCGAAGCUACGGGCCCCGAGACCGCAAGCGCGACCGCUACGACGCCUUUUGCUUCACCUCGGCCCUCGCAGGUCAAGUGUUCUUCGUGCCCGGGCAGCUGACUCUGUCUGAAGCGCACGCAGCGUGCCGGCGGCGAGGAGCCACGGUGGCCAAGGUCGGGCACCUCUAUGCGGCCUGGAAGUUCUCGGGGCUGGACCAGUGCGACGGCGGCUGGCUAGCGGACGGCAGCGUGCGCUUCCCUAUCACCACGCCGAGGCCGCGCUGCGGGGGCCUCCCAGACCCCGGAGUGCGUAGCUUCGGGUUCCCCCGGCCCCAGCAGGCCGCCUACGGGACCUACUGCUACUCAGAAUAGGGGCUUACCGCAUCCCUGCAGUGCGCGCCACAAAAUUUGGGAGUCGUGGAGGGGGUCUCCCGGCAGCCCCUCCUGACGCACCUUCCUGCCUAGGGUGACCGGCCGCCGUUCCCAGCAGGCCGGGCUUCGGGAAGGGGAGGUGGCGCCCCUGGGGGCAGGGUGCAGAUACCACCCUCCUGCCAGCGGCCGAAGCCGUGUGGCUGUUCGUGAGCCUCCAGUCGGCCACGCAGCCACUGCUGGGGGCGGGAGGAGUGCCCAGGUGGCAUUACUUGACUUGUGCUCAGCAAUAAAAUAAUUUGGAGGUUUUGUUUGGGUGAAGCUGCAAGCAUGGCCAGGCUUGGGGAGUGAACGAGGAUGACCUUGGACUCAGCUGCAACCGCGCGCUAGAAAGACAGGGUAAGAGGGGCUACUGCAGCUGAGUGAUAAGCCUGAAACAGCUUGGGAAUUGCGAGGAAAUGGCGCCAAAGGAGAACUUUUUGGAGACCGGUGGACUGCCAGACCCAGCGGACUCGCCAGAGCCCGAGAUGUUGUUGGGCCACACACCGCGCGAGGGCGCCACACACUCGCCUAAGAUUACUCUAGCGCAAAUCCGCCAGCCGCGCUCCAAAUCCCCAGGCCUACCCUCGGGCCACCACAGAAGAAAUAUAAGACAGACCUAAACGUACUUCAAAAUGCGUUUGUGUCCUGCCAGUCUCCCCGACGUGUUUCAGGAGCACUGGCAAGUGAUACCGUUUUUGACGAUGCCCAAGCAGGAGGCUGCUGCCCUUAAAACUAACAAGGUCAUGGGAGAGUUGAUGAGGUUGUGCAUUCAGUUUUUUUUUUUUUUAAGACUUAUUUAUUUAUUCAUACAGAACUG
Condylura cristata (star-nosed mole) is the source of this 2055-nucleotide messenger RNA. RefSeq names its product hyaluronan and proteoglycan link protein 2 (gene HAPLN2). The transcript is spliced from 7 exons. The coding region runs from base 162 to 1199 and encodes 345 amino acids. Gene Ontology annotation, molecular function: hyaluronic acid binding. The record is from RefSeq and is a predicted model, not a curated record. NCBI's taxonomy places the organism in Eukaryota, Metazoa, Chordata, Mammalia, Eulipotyphla, Talpidae. Gene Ontology annotation, biological process: cell adhesion.